Messenger RNA from Penaeus monodon (black tiger shrimp), 504 nucleotides. RefSeq names its product circumsporozoite protein-like. The transcript has 2 exons. The record is from RefSeq and is a predicted model, not a curated record. Bases 1 to 504 code for a protein of 167 amino acids. Lineage: Eukaryota; Metazoa; Arthropoda; Malacostraca; Decapoda; Penaeidae.
AUGGCGGGAUUAGUCGCGAGCAACAAGCAGAGGGAGGGCGUGUUGCAGGCGACGAGCAAACGGUUUGUCGUGGCGGGCGGCGAGGUGGGCGGCGAGGCGGGCGGCGAGGCGGGCGGAACAGCGGGCGGCGAGGCGGGCGGAACAGGUGUGAAAUUGGAUCGAUUCCUUCCUUUUGCUGAGCACGGAGAACAGCACGGAAAAGAGCAGGGAGAAGAACACGAGGAAGAACACGGAGACGAACACGGAAAAAAACACAGAGAAGAACACGGAGAACAACACGGAAAAACAGGGAGAAGAACACAGAAGAACACGGAGAAAAACACGGAGAAGAACACGGAAAAGAACACAGAGAAGAACAGGAAGAAGAACACGAGGAAGAACACGCGCUUUAGGACGAGUGAAGUUCAGCUCGAUAAAUAUCCGGAAGGGGAAUCAUUCAUCCGAGAGAACACAACUCCCAGCAGGAAAGAAAGAGGCUCGGAAUCAGAAGCUAUAGUUUCUUGA